This is a messenger RNA of Saccharomyces mikatae IFO 1815, 2100 nucleotides long. It is a transcript of the gene IES1, whose product is annotated as Ies1p. The transcript has a single exon. The coding region runs from base 1 to 2100 and encodes 699 amino acids. Lineage: Eukaryota; Fungi; Ascomycota; Saccharomycetes; Saccharomycetales; Saccharomycetaceae. The record is from RefSeq and is a predicted model, not a curated record. Gene Ontology annotation, cellular component: Ino80 complex.
AUGGGAAAGAGAGUAUACGAUCCAAUCCAUGAUACUUUCCAACUACGAGAAGACAAUCCUGAGGAAAUAAAAGCAAGUUCUCCAGAGCACUCUACACAACCAGAAGCAACUGAAGAAGAAUAUCCAGAUUCCGUUGAAUCAGGAGCCGAAAUUGUGGAUAAUAAAGGGAUUCCAGUUAUACAUGAAAUUGAAAUUGACGAUAAAAAUGAUGAUGAUUCCACGCAAAGUGAAGAAGAAAAUACCAACAUCUUACUCAACUUUGAACCUUCUAUGGUGCCUGAAGUAACAGGAGCGGAUGCAGGAGCGGAAACAGGGCCAGUUAUAACGAACACUGUUAAAAAAAAGUCUAAGGAGAAUAAUUCAAGUAAAUAUAAUCGUCAUCUGAAGAAACCUGACGGCGAACCAUUCAAUAGGAAAGAUAUCCAAUUCAGUUUCAUACAGGAACUAUUGAUGGAUAAGAGGCAAAUUUUUACCAAUGUUUUAAAGCCCUCAUAUAAAAACUCUAUUGUACCCAUUAAUAUUGAUGGCGAUAAGGUAUCAAUCAAUGUGACCGAUAAAGAAUACGAUGCGAGAACGUUUGUGUUCAAUGAUAAAUUGACAUUUGCACAAUUGUAUGUGUUGACAAUAGCAACGUCUAUCAAAUGUUCCAAAAUACUUAGAGAUAAACUGUUACUGGAUCAACAAGUGGCUUUUUCUACUUGCGUUUUAGCGUUACUGGUCAAUAUUGGUAGGUUGAACACCACCAUAAACUUCUAUCUAGAAAUGACUUCGCAAUUGAGAACUUUCCAUUCCGUACCUGUUUUACAAUUACAUGCCAACGACCCAAAACUUUUACAAGAUACACCGAGAUUGAAAUCUAUUUUGAAAAAUCUACCAUGGGGUAAUCAGCAGAUUUCAUUAAUGGAAACCUACGAAAAAGUUGACCAGAAUGAUGGCGAAGUGGACAUUGUUAAUAGAUUCAACAUUAUUAAUAUGCUAUUUAGCAUAUGCGACAACUUCAGCCUAGUUGAUAAAAGAUUUCUUUCUAAAUAUAUUGCGAUCGAAUCUGAAGCACAUGUGGCGUUUAGGGCUCAAGAAAAAAACGUGGAAAGAGAAACGAAUGAAGUGCAAGAAAAGGAAAGGGAUAAUGAAGAGAAAGAGGCAAAAACAAGUUGUGCAACAUUAUUUGAUAUUCUAGAUUCUUCGAAGUACGAGCCAAAGGACAGAUCCAACGUACUGAUUUGGUUAUUAUAUAUCCAUUUGGAGACUAAUCUAAGUCAGGAGGAGGUCGACGAAUCAGUAAAAAUUUUAAAUGAAUUAGAAGGCGGUGCAUCAAGUGGAAUGCUCACUUUGAGAUGUACGGAUCGAAGCUACGAUAUAGACCCCGAAGAUGAAUUGGAGUUCGGAGCCAGUCAACGCAUCAAGAGAAGGGAAUUUAUGAGCAAAAUGGAGGAAGGUAGGAAACGCGAACGUAUCAAUGCUACAGAAGUAAAAAAUGUCAAUUCAGAUGACAAGAGUGAAGAGGACGCUGAGGAGGAAGAUGACAAGAGUGAAGAGACUGUGGAAGAGACUAGAUCACUUUUGACGCCUACACCUAUACUAGAAUCUUCUUCCCCUAUGGUACUAAACAAGAGAAAAACGACACCACAGCCACCCAAAGCAACUGCAGUAACUACAGCGCCAGCGGAAACAGACGAAGAAAUCACAUCCGGCGUCAUUAUUGACAAGAAUGACUUAAAUCUAACACCAUUGAAAAAGUAUAAUAGUUCUGCGACAAUAAACAAAGUAGACAAGCUGAUAUCAAUAGAUCUAAACAAGCGUGUAUCGGAGAGUGGAAAGACACAGGAAGAAUUUUUGGCUGACUUGAAAAAAUCUCAAGUGCCUAACAGGUUGAAAAGACGUGAUAUCGGACUGAUCAAGAUAUUCAACGAAUUUGAAGACAUCCCAGUAGCGUCCGUGCUUGGGAUUCGUGGUAAAAAAAGGAAGAAGUUCAAAGAUAACGUGUUAGGAUUCGAAACAGAUUUCAUGAAGAAUCUUGGCGCUUCAAAGAAAGUAUUGCUGCAAAGAAUCGAACAUGCGGACAUAGAUGACGAAGAACCAAUUACUAUGUUCAAAAUGUAA